AUGUCAAAUUUUGCACCUUCUCAAAAAUUAUCAGACUUAUUCAAGCAUGAAGGGAGAUCUAAUUCAAUGCACUCCUUCUAUAAUAAUAGAUCAUCGUGUUAUUCGACAUUAAAUUUGAAUAGUUCGUUGCUGAAUGGAUGGGAUUCUCAAAAUCACCAACCUGUAUCGAUAUUAACAUCGAAUCGAAGCGACAUCAAAUAGAUCAAUAUGCCUUCAUCUCAACAAGAUAUUACCAAUGAAAUAGUAUCAUCUCAACAUGACAGGAGAUCGUCAACGCAUGUGUUUGUCCAUUCUGGAUUGGAUGCCUAUGAAAAGUACCAGAGUCAGCCAAGGAGAGAUAUGAAGAUAUAGCCGAAUUUCAGAUAGGAAUUGUUGCAUGAAGUAGUGAAGAUCGAAAAACCAUUUUACAUCACCAGAGUGGAGGAGAUCGAAAGAUAUUGGAAAGCCAAGGAGAUAAUGCUCCUUAGACAAAAAGGUCAAUUGGAAUUCGAAGUUAAGUUUCAAGCCCAAUAAGCCAAUAAAAAACCAGUGAUUCUAAAGGUAGAACCAUUGCAAAAAAUAGCAGAGAUGGAGGUUGAAAUAUAGUAAUUAGAAAUAUUAUUAAAGAACAAGAAUAAGACGCUUAAUGAAUUGAAAUGGGAUAGCGAGGAAUUAGAUGUUAAGUAUGACAAAUUAAUGGAUUAAGACAAUGAUACACAGUUUCUCAAAUAUGAAAAAUAGCUAAAGAACAUUCAACAAUCCUUUAAGGAUUUAAAUAGGAGGUUUCAUGAAACUGAGGAAUAAAUUACAAUGAAAGAAAAUGAGAUCGAAUCUCGAAAGAAAUAAAUAUAACGAAAAUCAUCAAUAAUUAUGCCAUCAAAUCUCAGGAACUCUAUGACCGACUCUAAAUUUAAAUAGAGAACCUCUUUUAAGAGAUAAAGUAUAAACUCUGGAACCAUGAGUCCUACUCGAGUUACCUUCUCAUAAAAAAGUUAGCCCUCUGAAGAGUGCAUUAAAUUCAAACAUUGA
This is a messenger RNA of Paramecium tetraurelia, 1008 nucleotides long. RefSeq lists its product as uncharacterized. NCBI's taxonomy places the organism in Eukaryota, Ciliophora, Oligohymenophorea, Peniculida, Parameciidae. The transcript is spliced from 3 exons. The record is from RefSeq and is a predicted model, not a curated record.